Molecule: messenger RNA, 1443 nt
Organism: Mangifera indica (mango)
Lineage: Eukaryota; Viridiplantae; Streptophyta; Magnoliopsida; Sapindales; Anacardiaceae
Product: tetratricopeptide repeat protein 4 homolog
Exons: 8
Coding region: 56-1147 (363 amino acids)
Molecular function (GO): Hsp90 protein binding
Source: RefSeq, a predicted model, not a curated record
GCCUAGUUUCUAGGUGAGUCAUUGUGGGAAGACUAAUUAACAACAAAUCAAACAAAUGGCGCUAUGGAUGGAGGCCGGAUCAGAACCCAAAACCGAAAGCGAGAUAGCUGACCUUGAUGCUAUUGAUGCCCUCAAAGAGUCGGCUGCCCUUGAACUCAAGGAGAAAGGCAAUGAGUAUGUUAAGCAGGGUAAAAAGCAUUAUUCUGAUGCUAUUGAUUGCUACACGAGGGCGAUAAAUCAGAAUGUUUUAACUGGCUCUGAGAACUCAAUUUUAUUUGCAAAUAGAGCUCAUGUCAAUUUACUACUGGGAAAUUAUAGACGCGCUCUCAUGGAUGCUGAGGAGGCAAUCAAAUUAUGCCCUACCAAUGUUAAGGCAUAUUAUCGGGCAGCUAAAGCAUCUUUGGUGUUGAAUUUAUUAAUUGAAGCAAAAGAAUUUUGUGGAAAGGGACUUGAGCAGGACCCAGAUAACAAGGAACUAAAGAAACUUUCUGGGGAGAUUGAAUCACGGAAGCAAGAGGAAGAGGAGCGGCAGGCUCUAGUUUCCAAGGCAGUGUCAGAGGCUAAGGACCUUGCUUCUGCAAUAGAGAAUAGAAGCUUGAAGAUUGGGAAGGCAAUGUUUCAAGAACUUACUGGAUUAAGGAAACCGGUUUUAGAUAGAAAUAAUAUUCUUCACUGGCCAGUUCUUCUUCUGUAUGCUGAGGUUAUGUCCAGUGACUUUAUUGAGGACUUCUGUGAGACUGACAUUUUUGCCGCUCAUCUUGACAUGAUGUUUUCAGAAGGUUGUCCACCAUUGCCAUGGGACAAAGAAAAUAGCUAUACCCGUGAAGCAGUUGAACUUUACUAUGAGGCUGGUUCUGGAGUUGCUUUGUCAAAGACAAAACUUCUCCGUUAUCUGCUAGAGGGGACUGCCGGUGCUAAUGCUGAAAGCAUCGGUGAUGAAGAGAAGGAUGCAAUUGAUGGUUCUACAUAUGACUACUCUGCAGGUAGGGGCUCUAAAUGGAUCAAGGUAAACGAAAAAAGGAAGCUCUAUGAUGUUUUGAAAGAAGCAAACUUGAUCAUCCCUGGGAUCCCAGUCUUCCAUGUUGUUUCAAAGACCUCUAGCUUCUAUAAAGAUUUCAGAUCAGGCAAGUGGACUCCACCUCCAUGAGUGGAUAGCAUAAUCAAAACAACUAGUAGCACAGUUAUUUUUCCGAAGAUAUAUAUUGUUGAUAAUGAAAGUGAAGGCAUUUUGUUAAUCGGUGGAAGAAAAAUUCUUCAUGGACCUUUGUUCAGUAAUGUUCAUAGAUCCACAAUGUUUAACUGUAUACCACCAAAUCAGAGGACCGGACUGAAGGCGUUCUGCCAUAUGGUCAUUUUUGUACGGAUAUCACUUUUCUUCGAGGAUUGCGUAUUAGUUCUUCAGUUAUUAAUUGGAUACUCGUUUACUUGAUUGUUUUGAAGCCA